CUGUUUUACUUCAAAGAAUUGCCAAGAAAAUGCUUUUAGAAGAAAUCAAAGCCAAUCUUUCCUCUGAUGAGGAUUCAUCUUCAGAUGAAGAGCCGGAGGAAGGAAAAAAGAAACCUGCAAAGCAGCCUGAGAACACGGGAGAUGAUGGAGAGAAUGAAAAGGAAGAAAAUAAGUCUGUAAAGGAAGAAAGUAAUUCUGAAUCGGAUUCAGAGGAAGAAGAGUCAUCCAAGAAGCCCAGAUACAGACACAGGCUGCUGAGGCACAAGCUCACCAUGAGUGAUGGGGAAUCUGGUGAAGACAAAAAGGUGGUGAAACGAAAAGACAAAAAAGAAGGGGGGAAGCGUAGAAAUAGAAGGAAAGUGAGCAGCGACGAUUCCAAUGACUCCGAGUUCCACGAGUCUGCAGUGAGCGAAGAAGUCAGUGAGUCUGAAGAUGACCAACGUCCAAGGACAAGAUCUGCCAAGAAAGCUGAGGCAGAAGAAAACCAGCGCAGUUACAAACAGAAGAAGAAACGAAGGCGAAUAAGGGUUCAAGAGGAUUCAUCAAGUGAGAAUGACAAUAAGAGUAAUUCUGAGAAUGAGGACAAUGAUGAUUCAAAAUCUCCUGGAAAAGGCAGGAAGAAAAUAAGGAAAAUUAUUAAAGACGAUAAGCUUAGAACAGAAACCCAGAAUGCACUUAAAGAAGAAGAAGAAAGAAGAAAACGUAUAGCAGAGAGAGAACGGGAGAGAGACAAAUUGAGAGAGGUGAUAGAGAUAGAAGAUGCUUCACCUCUGAAAUGUCCCAUUACAACUAAGCUGGUUUUAGAUGAAGAUGAAGAAACCAAAGAACCAUUAGUGCAGGUUCACAGGAGUAUAGUUACCAGACUGAAACCACACCAAGUAGAUGGUGUUCAGUUCAUGUGGGAUUGCUGUUGUGAAUCUGUAAAAAAAACAAAGACAUCUCCUGGUUCUGGAUGCAUUCUUGCUCACUGUAUGGGCCUGGGGAAAACGUUACAGGUAGUAAGUUUUCUCCACACAGUCUUGCUGUGUGACAAGCUGGAUUUUCGGACAGCUCUGGUUGUGUGUCCACUGAACACUGCCUUGAACUGGCUGAACGAGUUUGAAAAAUGGCAAGAAGGUUUAGAAGAUGAGGAAAGACUAGAGGUCUGUGAGCUGGCAACCGUGAAGCGCCCUCAGGAGAGGAGCUACAUGCUGCAGCACUGGCAGGACGAGGGGGGUGUGAUGAUCAUAGGCUACGAGAUGUACCGAAAUCUGGCACAAGGCAGGAAUGUGAAGAGCAGGAAACUUAAAGAAAUAUUCAAUAAAGCAUUAGUUGAUCCAGGUCCUGACUUUGUGGUUUGUGAUGAAGGACACAUUCUGAAGAACGAGGCAUCUGCUGUCUCCAAGGCAAUGAAUUCUAUUCGGUCUAGGAGAAGAAUAAUUCUUACAGGAACACCACUGCAAAAUAAUCUUAUAGAAUAUCACUGCAUGGUUAACUUUAUUAAGGAGAAUUUACUUGGUUCAAUUAAGGAGUUCCGGAAUCGGUUCAUAAACCCGAUCCAGAACGGGCAGUGCGCAGACUCCACUCUGGCAGACGUCAGAGUGAUGAAGAAACGUGCACACAUCCUCUAUGAGAUGUUGGCUGGAUGUGUUCAGAGGAAAGAUUACACAGCAUUAACAAAAUUCCUCCCUCCGAAAUAUGAGUAUGUUCUGGAGGUUCGGAUGACUCCUAUUCAGUGCAAACUGUACCAGUACUACUUGGAUCAUCUGACAGGUGUAGGUGGUGGCAAUGAAGGUGGAAGAGGCAAAGCUGGAGCUAAACUUUUCCAGGAUUUCCAGAUGUUGAGCAGAAUCUGGACUCACCCUUGGUGCUUGCAGCUGGACUAUAUUAGCAAAGAAAAUAAGGGCUAUUUUGAUGAAGACAGCAUGGAUGACUUCAUAGCUUCAGAUUCGGAAGAAACUUCAAUGAGCUUAAGUUCUGAUGAUUAUGCAAAGAAAAAAAAAUCCAAGGGGAAAAAGGUGAAGAAAGAGUGUAGCUCAAGUGGAAGUGGCAGUGAUAAUGAUGUUGAAGUCAUUAAAGUCUGGAAUUCAAGAUCUCGUGGAGGUGGAGAAGGAAAUGCAGAAGAUCUUUCAAACAACCCGUCAUCAACAAAGUCAGAUGAAGGCAAAGCUACAUCCUCUUCCAAUCCUGGCAGCCCAGCACCAGAUUGGUACAAAGAUUUUGUCACUGAUGCAGAUGCUGAAGUGUUGGAACAUUCUGGGAAAAUGGUGCUUCUCUUUGAAAUUCUUCGAAUGGCAGAGGAGCUUGGAGACAAAGUCCUAGUGUUCAGCCAGUCCCUGAUAUCUCUGGAUUUGAUAGAAGAUUUCCUGGAGCUGGCUAACAGGGAGAAAACCGACAGAGAUAAGCCUCCUAUCUAUAAAGGUGAGGGAAAAUGGUUCAGAAACAUCGAUUACUAUCGCUUGGAUGGCUCAACUACAGCUCAGUCAAGAAAGAAAUGGGCUGAAGAAUUUAAUGAUGAAACUAAUGUGAGAGGCCGCUUGUUUAUUAUAUCCACUAAAGCAGGUUCCCUUGGAAUAAACCUGGUGGCUGCCAACAGAGUCAUCAUCUUUGAUGCCUCUUGGAACCCAUCCUACGACAUCCAGAGUAUUUUCAGGGUCUAUCGUUUCGGACAGAACAAACCUGUGUUCGUGUACAGGUUUUUGGCUCAGGGCACGAUGGAGGACAAGAUCUACGACCGCCAGGUGACCAAGCAGUCGCUGUCCUUCCGCGUGGUGGACCAGCAGCAGGUGGAGCGGCACUUCACCAUGAACGAGCUCACAGAGCUCUACACCUUCGAGCCAGACCUGCUGGACGACCCCAACUCGGAAAAGAAGAAGAAGAGAGACACCCCCAUGUUACCCAAAGACACAAUCCUGGCAGAAUUGCUUCAGAUCAACAAAGAGUAUAUAGUUGGAUAUCACGAACAUGAUUCACUCCUGGACCAUAAGGAGGAAGAGGAACUCACUGAAGAAGAAAGGAAGGCAGCCUGGGCAGAAUAUGAAGCAGAGAAGAAGGGCAUCACUAUGCGUUUCAACAUGCCAACUGGGACCAAUAUGAUUCCCACGAAUUUCAACUCUCAAACAUAUAUUCCCUACAAUUUGGGGGCUCUGUCAGCAAUGAGUAACCAACAGCUGGAGGACCUUAUUAAUCAAGGAAGAGAGAAGGUUGUGGAAGCAACCAACAGUGUAGCUGCAGCAAGAAUUCAGCCCCUUGAAGACAUCAUUUCAGCCAUAUGGAAAGAAAACGUAACCCUGACAGAGAGCCAAGUGCAGGCCCUGGCACUGAACAGACAGGCGAGCCAGGAGCUGGAUGUGAAGCGCCGAGAAGCCAUUUACAACGACGUCCUCGGGAAACAGCAGAUGUUAAUCGGUUGUGUCCAGAGGAUCCUGAUGAACAGGCGGCUCCAGCACCAGUACAACCAGCAGCAGCAGCAGCAGAUGUCUUACCAGCAAGCAGCCAUGGGCCACCUCAUGAUGCCAAAGCCUCCAAAUUUAAUCAUGAAUCCUUCCAGCUUCCAAGGGAUAGAUGUGAGAGGAAUGUAUCAGUCAAUGGCUGGUGGGAUGCAGCCACCACCCUUACAACGAGCACCACCCCCAAUGAGAGGCAAAAAUCCAGGGCCUUCCCAAGGGAAAUCAAUGUGAUUUUGCACUAAAAGCCUAAAGGAUUGUUAAAAUCAGAGAAAGAACUUUUAUUUUUUUAGGAAUCAAUGGCCUAACAGAACUCAACUGUAAAAAAAAAAAAAAUUAAAAAGAAUUGUUUGGUUGCUCCCCUUAAAUGCCAUGUUCCAUAUUAGUGUUUCAGCUUUGUUUAAAUUGGACAUGAUGUUUUCCCUGUUGUCAGUGAUGUUGCCUAGAAUCUUCUUACAUAUGUUGAGUACAGGAGAUAACAAGUUGUUUUCAGUGAAAACAAGUCCUCCCGUUACAGUAGCAUCUCCACAGGUUUCCUGUCUAAACUCCUACGAUUGCUUUUCAUGGCUGCAAAGCUUUGGGAAGCUUAGGAAGGACUGCAGGUCUGUAUGUUCAGUCUGAUGUAUGUGAAUUGUAAACAGCUGAGUUCUUGAUUAGAGUUGAUUCCUCAAAUUAUGGAAUACUUUUCUGCUUACCCCUUUCUUUCUAUUAGUGGGAAUGUUACAACAGAAAUAGUCCAGUUUCCUUCUGACUGAGGUCUGGGCUUGUGUGGAUCGUCUGUGCUGAAUGAAACAGGAACUGAAAAUACUCUCUGAAACAGAAUUGAGUGCAAUAUUCGUAAAUACUACUGCUCUGAACCUUCUGAGUCACAGAGACACUGUGCAUCCAGCCUUAACCACGGCUGGGGAAGGGCUGGCCUUCCCUGGUCUUCUGCCAUUUCUUAUUUUCAGUUCCAUGUGAUGGAAUAGCAGCUGAUGAUCUCAGAGUGGGAGAUGUUUUUCCUUCACACACUAAUUUCCUUGAUGCAGAGUCCCACCCAAAGCACAUUUCUGGUAACUCCUUGGUGCUGGUGCUACUGUCUCUCCCCAUUGCCGGCAAUGGGAGACGGGCCAACGACGUUCAAUUCCUGGUGUUGGGGGUUAAAACAGUGAUGGUGGCCAGGGUCAAACCCUGUCAGAGAAACACCUUUAAUGUGGCAGAACCAUUGCCCAUUGAAAAUCAAUAGAGAAAGUGCUGUAGCAACUUCCAGAGCUGCCAGAACCGUGAAAUGAUUUUAUUAAUAGAGUUUUGCUUAUGCACUCCUCCCCAUCCCUUCACUGUGUGAAAACACGAGUUUGGACACAAGGAGCUUGGGUUUUUUUGUUCUCUUUUGGGGGGGGGGUGUUAAUGUAGGCCAGAGGUAAAUUUCUGGUUUCUUCUAUAUCGUUAACACUCUCUUUACCCACACUUGUUGUGCUUGUGAAGAUCUCACUAAAUACAAAUAGAGCUUUUCUUUGACUAGAGUUUGGUUGAUUCUUAACCCCCCCCAAAACAAAAGUUUGUAAUCUGGGGGUAGAAGUCAGUGGCAGGAACGUUGGAGCGAUGGUGUGUGGAUGACAGAGGACUCUGGAGACGUUGGCUCCAGGUGGUGCUGGACUCUUCUGACUUGCUGCCGUGAACUAAACUUGUUUUGGUUUCUGGAAAGAUUCUUGCAGGAGUUUGAGUUCUUGCCCUGAAUGGACAAGUGGGUUUUGCAUCUCAAUACGCAGAUCUUACCCCAUGUUUCUGUUUGUGGUUGACACUUGGUGUGUGAGGUGGACAGAGGUUGGUUGGUCUGGUGCAAACCCAGCUGACAAGUUGCUGUCUUGGACUCUUUGAUUACAAGAUAAUACAAAAGCCCCUCAGUGUGUUCUAGUGCUUUGCAGCUCUACAAUUAACUCUGAUUUGGGGGGAGGGAGAAAAAAGAGACGUGUCUGCACUAGAAGAAACAAACUGUGAGACUUUGAGACAAACAUCUGAAGGCAAACGAACUCUGGGCAACUCUCACCGAUAUUCCUACGUGAAUAAGAGAAGUACUUUCUACCAAACCUGGGACUGUUGAAUGGAGUUUUACAGUAACUCAAAGACUUAAAUGUGGAAGUUUUAGGCAACAUUGAAAGGCACAUUUUAUUUCAUUCUGGACAAACCCAUGGAUAACAGAAGACUAAUGCAUAAGAAGGAAUCCGAGAUAAGCCUUGGAAUUAAACCUGGACCACUUUGCGUACGUGUUUCUCACUCGACAUUUUAGCUGCAUAACAAUGUGCUUUGAGUAUAACAUCAGGCUUUAACCAGUACUUAAAGACAGAACAUACAGCAGUAAGAUAAUAAAAGGCUCAUUUUUAUAUUUGUUUUAGAUGUUUUAACUAGAUAAAAUGGCUUAAGAUGAUGAAUAAAAAUGUUGCUUGUAAUACAGUUUUGCCUGCUAAAUUAUCCACAUUUUGUAACCUGUUUAUUCCUUUGGAUGUAAAGCGUUUUUGCUUAGUAUCGUGAUAUUGUAUAUGUUUUGUCCCAGUUGUAUAGUAAUGUUUCAGUCCAUCAACCAGCUUUGGCUGCUGAAAUCAUACAGCUGUGAAGACUUGCCUUUGUUUCUAUUAGAUGGCUUUUCAGUUCUGUAUUAAAUAUCUUAAGUACUAUAGAAAAGGUGUCCCCUCUUCCUAUAAGGCUGUUUUGUAAUAUAUAUAAGGACUGGAAAUGUGUUUUUAAAGAGAAGAAGCAUUCAAGUAUGACAAUAUACUAUCUGUGUUUUCACCAUUCAAAGUGCUGUUUUAGUAGUUGAAACUUAAACUAUUUAAUAUCUCAUUUAAUAAAGUGACCAAAAUACACGAA
This is a messenger RNA of Pipra filicauda (Wire-tailed manakin), 6269 nucleotides long. It is a transcript of the gene ATRX, whose product is annotated as ATRX chromatin remodeler. Gene Ontology annotation, cellular component: nucleus. Gene Ontology annotation, molecular function: ATP hydrolysis activity; ATP-dependent chromatin remodeler activity; ATP binding. Lineage: Eukaryota; Metazoa; Chordata; Aves; Passeriformes; Pipridae. The record is from RefSeq and is a predicted model, not a curated record. The transcript is spliced from 25 exons. The coding region runs from base 30 to 3659 and encodes 1209 amino acids.